UCUGGGCAUGACGUUUUGAGUGGUCGUCAAUGGAUAUGGUGGCGACUGAAGUCAAUAUAGGAUGGAGAUCAGCUUCAGGAGUCAAACACGAUGACGGUAAACGAGCCCACGGGUGGCUCACUCCCGAUGCACUCGCAAGCACGGUCGUCUAGCUCCUCCAAUAUCCCAAAAUCUGAGAAGAAGCGGCGGAAAUGGUUUGGGACUUCUGAGCGGCGAUCUGGCCAAGGCUUCAUGACGAGGUAUGGACCCUCGAGGUCAGACCCGUGGCCACAGAGAUACAUAGCUGUGUUUGUUCUAUGCGCUCUGAUCAUUUGGUCAUUCUACGUCGUUGUUGGUCGAGUGUGCACGCCAAUGAUCAGGAAUGACUCUUCGGUGGGGUUUGGAAGGGCGAUUGGAAUUGGGACCAUGAUAACUUUCAUCAUCCUAUGGCUCGUUUUCGUCUGGUCUUACAUGAUGAUUCUGAUUGUCGGUCCCGGCUUGGCGCGAGACCAUUGUCCGAAGAUGCCAGCUCCCCCUUCGGAUUUUGUUUCCGGCCAAGCGCCGACCGAAUCCGGACCAUCCGCUGCAGAGACCGCAUCCGCUCAGAUGGUCGACUCACACUCCACCCUUGUCCAUGGUCCAGCUUUGGUCGACACUGAAGCGCCUGAGCCAUCUCAAUUGGUACCGAUAUCGCACUUGGUCUCGGAUUUCGUACGGGGUUCGGAGACGGAGGCACCAGGGUCUGCAGCAUUGAGCCGCGAAGCAAAGACACGAGGUCCGAAAGAUGAAAUAUACGUCGAGAGACCAGUGCCGUUACCGCAAACGGGCCCCAGAUGGUGUCGAUAUUGCGAGAUCAACAAACCCGAUCGGGCACACCAUUGCCGUCAUUGCGGGACCUGUGUCAUGCAGUUUGAUCACCAUUGCCCAUGGAUCGGACAGUGCGUCGGAUGGAGAAAUCACACAUAUUUCAUCAUUUUCACCUUACAAGCCUCCAUCUUCUGCUCGUACCUGGUCAUCUGGCUCGUAAUCGUCUUGACCAAGAUGCCAGAGAUCGAUGGUCAAGUGAUGGGGUUGCUUAUUGCCGCGGCCAUCUUUGGUCUCUUUGCCGGCAUGAUGUACUCAAGUCAUGUCUAUCUCAUCAUCAAGGGAGUAUCAACGGUCGAAUCGUACAAAAGCAGAGAUCAGAGAGAGCACGAAGAUCACGCCUUGCAAGCUGAGUUCGGGACACUGUGGAAGAACCAUGAAAAGCGAAAGGUCAGAAAGCGGUGGAAGGAAGAGUGGGGAGGAGUUGAAGUCGACGCAAGGUGGAAAUGGGGCAAUAGCAUGGAAAUGUGGGAGCAGGAAAUGGGCACGAAGUGGAUAGGAUGGUUCUUGCCUCUUGGACGACCGCAAGGAGACGGCAUACAUUUCAAGUCGAACCCUCGUUUUGGACCCAAUGGCGAAUGGCUCAAGAAGAAAGAUUGGCCAAAGGAAUUGCAAUGAGUCGCAUGAGUCGCGCCUAGGCAUGCCAUUGAGUGUAUAACAGGGGCUUUGUUGUAGUCAGUACCAUCAUACAUGUAUCGCUAGCCCAAUGCCUUGCUUCAAAGGACGCGAGGCGCUCAGCCUCGCGAGUCUCUUGAUCCUUUGGUCCAAGGUGUCGCC
Molecule: messenger RNA, 1620 nt
Organism: Kockovaella imperatae
Lineage: Eukaryota; Fungi; Basidiomycota; Tremellomycetes; Tremellales; Cuniculitremaceae
Product: DHHC palmitoyltransferase-domain-containing protein
Exons: 9
Coding region: 91-1461 (456 amino acids)
Biological process (GO): protein targeting to membrane; peptidyl-L-cysteine S-palmitoylation
Cellular component (GO): endoplasmic reticulum; Golgi apparatus
Molecular function (GO): protein-cysteine S-palmitoyltransferase activity
Source: RefSeq, a predicted model, not a curated record